CCGAUCAAAUAGUACCUAAUUGCAAAAAAAUAUAUUAGGCUGACGGUAUUAGCAAAUAAGAUUAGCAAAAGGUAUAUAAACGCUCUAACCCAAAUUAGUUCAGUCAGUCAUCCAGAGUAAACCACUCAUUACAAUGAAGGGCUUACUGAUAUUCUUCGCUCUUGCGUUCGCCGUAGUCUGUGUAUCAGCUGAUUGGAAGCCUGGAUUAAAAGUGAAAUUCGACGCUGCUUUGCUCCCCUGGUCCGGGAAGGACUGCUUCUACGAUGUUCCACGCACCACAAGCGACGCUAUUGAGCAGGGCUGGGUACUCAUAGAGCGGCCGGAAGGUCCGCGCCCCACUCUAGUGCUCUUUUGCCCAGCGGACCCCCAUCUGUGCGCCUUCUACGAUGAUGAAACCAGUCAUGUAGCUGGUUUGCAAAUCUGUAUCCCCGAAAAAGAAUUCACAGACGCAACUUUCGACUGGGUCAUUCAGGGAUUUACGAAAUGGACCACUACUGUACAAGGAGAGCCAACUGAAUAUCAGUGUAUUGGACAAUACUUCGUUUCUGACGAGUACAUGCAGAAAACCCCAGAACAGCGUCUCGCUAGUCGUACUCAAGACAAGAUCCUACAAGAAGAUAAGAUAUGGUUGACCGGCUUCAAUGGGAAUUUGGAUGAAUGGUCCGACAAGACGACAGAUCUCGAAAACUCUAUCUGGACCAAGCAAGCCUGUAUUCCUUGGAUGGGUCAACACUAUUAUUACAACAUGAGCUCAACCACUCUCUGCGAGGCUGACCAACUAUAUCCUUGGUUCCCACUGGUGGACUCUGGUAACAUCGUGGCGACCGGCUUCAUUGUCUUCGGAAAAUUUCCUAUUAAAGAAAACGUACGGGAUUGGUUCGAAAGACCUCCAAAACUGGCUGUUAUGGGUAUCGUGCCUAGAGGUCCGACUUGUCUCUACGACCUCGCCGGAAGCGUCGGUUUGCUAACCAUGCACGUCUACUAUGUCGAUAAGCCCUGGACUAUCCUAUGUCCUCUCUUCGGGUGAUCAUUAUGAUUGGUUAUUUACAAAAAUGUUAACUAAUAUGUUACUGUUACUAUUAUUGUUGAAACAGUCGUUUAGAUGUGGUAAAUAGCGAAUAAAUCAAAACUAGUUGCUUAGAAAUCAGUCGCACAUCGUAACUUUCAAAGCACUAAACUAUAUUUUGCAAAAAAAAUACUACGUUUAAGAUCGCCUGUUAAAUAAAGAAUCUAU
This is a messenger RNA of Maniola jurtina (meadow brown), 1234 nucleotides long. RefSeq lists its product as uncharacterized. NCBI's taxonomy places the organism in Eukaryota, Metazoa, Arthropoda, Insecta, Lepidoptera, Nymphalidae. The coding region runs from base 134 to 1027 and encodes 297 amino acids. The transcript is spliced from 7 exons. The record is from RefSeq and is a predicted model, not a curated record.